CUCCUAUAAAUUGGACCCCCUCCAUUUAUUUCCAGACAAAAUCAAUACAAAAAAAAAAUCCUCCAAGAACGGAAGAACACAAUGGACAUUGGCUUCUUAAUGUUCUUGUGGAUGUUAUUUGGUAACUAUGUCGUUCAUCUUGAUGCCUCAAUGCAUGUUCAUGCCCUUAACCAGCCGUACCGGACCGGUUAUCAUUUCCAACCUCCCAAAAAUUGGAUGAAUGAUCCAAAUGGACCAAUGUUAUACAAAGGAAUUUACCACUUGUUCUACCAAUGGAACCCAAACGGCGCCGUCUGGGGGAACAUCGUAUGGGGUCACUCCACGUCAACGGACCUCGUCAACUGGGUCCGACACCCUCCGGCGAUAUCUCCGUCUCAGCCGUCUGACAUCAACGGCUGCUGGGCCGGCUCCGCCACGAUCCUCCCAGGGGGCAAACCCGUAGUUUUCUACACCGGCAUGGACCACAUGAACCGGCAAGUCCAAAACCUAGCCGUCCCCAAGAACCUCUCCGACCCAUUUCUCCGGGAAUGGUCCAAGUCACCGGAAAACCCCCUCUUGGCUCCGACCGCCGAUAACGGCAUCGACCCCGACAACUUCCGGGACCCCACCACUGCCUGGCUAGGUCACGAUGGACACUGGCGUGUUAUCAUAGGCAGCAAAAUGGACCGUGGACGUGGACUAGCGAUUCUAUACAAGAGCAAAGACUUCAUCAACUGGGUCAAGUCGCCGGAGCCGUUGCACUCGGACGACGGAACCGGUGUGUGGGAAUGCCCAGAUUUUUUCCCGGUGGCCCGGUCCGGGUCGACCGGAAUCGAUACGUCGUCAUUCGGUACGGCUCCGAGGGUUAAACACGUGCUCAAAAUAAGCGUAGCCGAGUUGGCGCACGACUGUUACACGGUCGGGACGUAUGACCGCACGAGAGACGUGUACGUCCCGGACAAGGGUUUCGUGCGGAACCGUUCGGCUCCGAGGUUCGACUACGGGAAAUUCUACGCGUCGAAAACGUUCUUCGACGCGGCGACUAGACGGAGGAUAUUGUGGGGCUGGGUCAACGAGUCCUCGCCGGAGAAAGAUGAUAUCGAGAAGGGUUGGUCCGGUCUACAGGCGAUUCCAAGGAAAAUAUGGCUGGGUGGAUCGGGGAAGCAAUUGAUACAAUGGCCGAUUAUGGAAAUAGAGAAAUUGCGUGCGAAGCAAGUGAAAUGGCGUAACAAAGUGUUGAUGGAGAAAGGAUCUAUUCUUGAAGUUCAUGGCAUUACAGCUUCACAGGCUGAUGUGGAGGUUUCGUUCGAAGCGCGAGACUUGGAAAAAGCGGACCCGAUCGAACCGGGUUGGACCGACGCACAAUUGAUAUGCAGUCAAGAAAAUGAAUCGGUUAAGACCGGUUUAGGGCCAUUCGGUUUAAUGGUUCUUGCCUCGAAGAACCUGGAAGAGUACACGUCCGUCUAUUUCAGAAUCUUCAAAGCACGUAAUGAUAGCGACGGCUACGUGGUGGUGAUGUGCAGCGACCAAAGCAGGUCGUCGUUGAACAAAAACAACGAUAGAACGACUUACGGGGCAUUUGUGGAUAUCAACCCUUCUUACCAGCCUAUCUCUCUCCGGACCUUGAUUGAUCAUUCGAUAGUGGAGAGCUAUGGAGGGAGAGGGAAGGCGUGCAUAACAUCAAGAGUGUAUCCGAAGAUGGCGAUCGGAGAGAGUUCCCAUCUCUACGUUUUCAACAGAGGCUCCCAAAGUGUUCGUCUUUCGACCCUAAGUGCUUGGAACAUGAAGACUGCCCACAUCAACAUAUGAUCCUAUACGUACCAAUCACCAUUAACACUUUAAUUUAAUAUUCAUAUAUAUAUAUAUAUAUAGAGACCCGUUUAGUGAAAUAAAAUGGAAAUGAUUAGACGCCUAUUUCUUUCGAA
This is a messenger RNA of Tarenaya hassleriana, 1904 nucleotides long. RefSeq names its product beta-fructofuranosidase, insoluble isoenzyme CWINV1-like. Gene Ontology annotation, biological process: carbohydrate metabolic process. Gene Ontology annotation, molecular function: hydrolase activity, hydrolyzing O-glycosyl compounds. The coding region runs from base 82 to 1788 and encodes 568 amino acids. The transcript has 8 exons. The record is from RefSeq and is a predicted model, not a curated record. NCBI's taxonomy places the organism in Eukaryota, Viridiplantae, Streptophyta, Magnoliopsida, Brassicales, Cleomaceae.